Molecule: messenger RNA, 525 nt
Organism: Melampsora larici-populina 98AG31
Lineage: Eukaryota; Fungi; Basidiomycota; Pucciniomycetes; Pucciniales; Melampsoraceae
Exons: 4
Coding region: 1-525 (174 amino acids)
Source: RefSeq, a predicted model, not a curated record
AUGAACAGUGCCUUGCCUAGUUGGAGAGGACCUGAGCAGGUAGUUGCAGAAACAGUGCCAAUAUGUCAUAAAGACUUGUUCGGCAACCAAGGCCGAGGUGGAAGAGGUGGAAGAGGGAUUUCUUGGGUUGAGAUGGGGCUUCAACCAAUAACAAGUUUUGACCAGGUGUCCCAAUUGCCUGCAAGAAGAGCCGAACGAACUGAUUCAAGUUCUGAAGGAAGCUUGAAGAGAGUGAAGUACGCAAGAACCUCCGAGUCAACCUUGAAGCCAAUGCAACGGACUGAGAAGGAACUAUAUCAGUACGAGCAAGACAACAAGUGUGAACAAGAUGAGAAAGAGAUGGAACAGUUGGGGCGAGCAAGUGUUGAAUGGAAUUGGUCUAUUGAUUGCAAUGCAUACCUGAGAAGGAACUAUAUCAGUAUGAGUGAGACAACAAGUGUGAACGAGAUGAGAAAGAGAUGGAACAGUUGGGGCGAGCAAGUGUGGAAUGGAAUUGGUGAAGAGAAGCGAACAACAGGAGUGUAG